Messenger RNA from Suillus plorans, 1944 nucleotides. RefSeq lists its product as uncharacterized. Bases 1 to 1944 code for a protein of 647 amino acids. The record is from RefSeq and is a predicted model, not a curated record. Lineage: Eukaryota; Fungi; Basidiomycota; Agaricomycetes; Boletales; Suillaceae. The transcript has 13 exons.
AUGGAAGAACGUCAGGCCAAAGCUGAUUUCCUACGCACCAAAAUUCCUGAAUAUAGAAAGAAUAAGCCAGGAUUCGAGGAGACUGACCUAUUGAUCGACGACAUACUUGAGGAGUAUGACCAGAGAUGGCCACUGUGCGAGUUCCUUUGGCCUGAUUUCGAUGUCGAAAAAGAUACCCCCAUCUCAUAUGCAAUGGGCAUAGAACUGUGCAAAGCAUCGUGUACAUAUCAAGUGCUUCUUGCUGUGGGAAAUGCAAAAGAUAGUCAAGAAAGAGCUGCGCGAGACUGUCGGACGACACCUAAGAUUCUCCAGUCCUCGGAAAGCACAGUCAGCAUGCAUAAAAGAUGUCAAUCAGAGGCUCUUGUGAUGUUACUAUCAACGCUCAAUCUGUCCUCCGCCGACCGUGCUAAACUAGCUUCAAACCUUCUCUUUGACAGUGCCGAUAAAGAUCUUACUUCGGACACCGCGGAUUCACAGACAGCCACAGCAGUGUCUUCAGUCACUGGUGAAUCUCUCGCUGAAAACUCUAUCCCCACCUUCUCUGUUGCCAAAGCAAACUCCGCCCUCACCGCUGCUGCCAAAGCAAACUCCACCCCUACUGUCAUUGUAGAUGGAGUGGACAAAGGUGCUGAGAUGGAUGCUGCUCUGGCUACCGGCAGUGUUCUCAACGUGUACAAGGGCACGUACUUCAAUGUCCCUGUGGAUCCUAAAGCCGGAGUGAACCUCUACUACAUCACAAAAAGCCGAAAACUUGGAGUCUUCUCCGGAUGGAACAGGACUGGCCCUUGGGUCUCCGGUGUGCGUUGUGCAUUGUAUGCUAAGACAGACUCUCUGGAGGAAGGCAUUGCGAUUGUCAAGUCUGCGAUUGAGGAUGGCACUGCUGUCAGGCUGCCACCCACAACUGUGUCCUGUGAAGAAGUCGAAGGCAUUCGGUUUGGAGCUUGCCUGAGCAAGGACCAUCGAGAUCUGCCACGGAGUGUACAAGCACCUCAGCAUUCUUGGCUAAUUCUCGUGCUUCCGUUAAUUCUCCCUCCAAACGAGGCAUUAAACUUCGGGACGUUUUCAAUUGACACAAUCAAGAGUCUAUUCUUCCCAUCUGGUUAUCCGCCUGUGUACCUGCAAGCUCAUUUCCCGCAGCUCAAGCAGCUGAAGAACUUCUUCAAGGGCGUUUCUGACGACAUUCGUGCACUGGACCUCCGCCUAGAUUCCCCGCAGUUCAAGCAGCUGAAGAACUUCUUCAAGGGUGUUUCUGUCACACUUGUCGAUGUUCGUGCACUGGACCUCCACCUAGAUUCCCCGCAAUUCAAGCAGCUGAAGAACUUCUUCAAGGGUGUUUCUGUCACACUCGUCGAUGUUCGUGCACUGGACCUCCGCCUAGAUUCCCCGCAGCUCAAGCAGCUGAAGAACUUCUUCAAGGGCGUUUCUGUCACACUCGUCUCUAUUAGCAGGCCGAUGUUCGUACACUGGACCUCCGCCCUAUUACUUGCACUCAUAGUUGAAGUAUCUACAGGUCUCUGGCUCAAACACAUCAGCUUCUCAGGACAUUUCAGGACGUUGCACUUCUCAAGAAGUGGCUUCGUGAAAGUCUUAAUCUACCCCCUUGUCCACAGGACUCGAGUAUUCACGCACAGCCAACGCGACAUGCUUAAGACAUUUCUGUCUGGGUUCACACUUGUUCGUUCCGGCUCAUUGGAGGAGCAAGAAACUUUUUGGGAGAACCUCUUUUCCCAGUGGUUCGCAACUUGGCCUGAACGCGUGGUUCACUUUCCCAAUAUACCAGACGAUCAAGAGUUGUCCAGCUUACAACAGUCAUUGCUCAAUCAUUCCAUUCAACAUCGUCAACGUCGUAUCAAAUAUUUUAUUCACAUGAAUGUAUUAUACAGAGAGAUGCGCUUGGAAAAGCCUACGUUGAAGGAUUUUUUUCGUGUCAAGAAGCAGACUUAA